CCUUUCUUCAAAGGUAAGAACACUAAGUGGUCUUACUCAUGAUUAAUUAGUGUAUCAACUGUUGAUGAACACUAAGUUGAAGCAAGCAUGCUCAAUUAAUACUCAUUGUUGAAAGAUAUAUGUUCAUCUUUAUGAUUUCUAGUUUUCCUCCCUCUUGUUCUUUGUUUCACUUCCACCAUUAGUUAUGCUUCUCUUGUUCUUGCACAUUUUGCUAUCUUUUCGGCUAAAUGGGGUUGUCUCGUCUCGUUGCACGACUACGACCACGUCCAAGACCUUUGAGAAAUGCAUGACGCUUCCUACACAACAAGCCUCCCUAGCUUGGUCAUACCAUCCCCACAAUGCAACUCUUGAUCUUGCCUUUUUCGGUAGCUUCAUCUCACCAUCAGGUUGGGUCGGGUGGGGCAUCAACCCAACGUCCCCCGAGAUGACGGGAACACGAGCAUUGAUCGCGUUCCCGGAUCCCAACUCAGGUCAAUUAGUCCUGCUCCCAUACAUUUUGGACCCGACAGUCAAGCUCCAAAAAAACCCCCUCCUCUCCCGCCCCCUGGACAUCCACGUCCUCUUGUCCUCCGCCACCUUAUAUGGUGGCCGCAUGGCCACCAUCCACAAUGGCGCCACCAUCCACAUAUACGCCACGAUAAAGCUAGUACCGAACAAAACCAAGAUCCAUUUCAUAUGGAACCGCGGACUUUACGUCCAGGGUUACUCCCCGACAAUCCACCCAACCACUAUAAACGAUCUUUCAUCGACAACAACAAUAGACGUCUUGUCGGGCGCAACCGCCAAGAUGCACAAUAACAUUAUGCCACUCAAAACACUGCAUGGCGCCAUCAAUGCCAUCUCAUGGGGACUCCUACUGCCCAUCGGUGCGAUCACGGCCCGCUACCUCCGGCAAAUCCAAUCCAUCGGGCCGGCAUGGUUCUACGCACAUGCGGGGGUGCAAAUUUUCGCGGUUUUCUUAGGAACAGUGGGAUUCUCCAUUGGAAUCAAGCUAGGGGAACUCUCACCAGGGAGGGUAUACGGCCUCCACCGUAAACUCGGGUUUGCAGCAUUCUGCUUGGGAUGGCUGCAGACGCUGGCCCUGCUGUUCAGGCCGAAAACGACAAACAAGUUCAGGAAGUACUGGAAAUCAUAUCAUCACUUUGUGGGAUAUGCUUGUGUGGUGUUAGGAGUUGUGAAUUGUUUCCAAGGAUUUGAAGUGAUGGGAGAGAGCAACUCGUAUGCAAAGUUGGCAUAUUGUUUGUGCUUGAGUACAUUGGUCGGGUUUUGCAUUGCGUUGGAGGUGAAUUCUUGGGUCAUUUUCUGUAGAAAAGCAAAGGAAGAGAAGCUCAAGAGAGAAGGGGUGCUUGGAGGUGGUUUUGAGAAAGGAAGCUGCUCAUCAAGCCGUGCUUGAGAUUCUUUCCUUCAUAUUAUAACUACAUUUCAAUGUUUUGUAGCAACUCACAUUUAUUUAUGCCCCCAUAAAUUACAUUUUCCCAUCCCAAUUAUGUCAAUUUUAUAUUUUAUUAUUUCAUUUAUUUUU
Messenger RNA from Sesamum indicum (sesame), 1522 nucleotides. Its product is annotated as Auxin-responsive family protein. The record is from RefSeq and is a predicted model, not a curated record. NCBI's taxonomy places the organism in Eukaryota, Viridiplantae, Streptophyta, Magnoliopsida, Lamiales, Pedaliaceae.